Messenger RNA from Vespula vulgaris, 877 nucleotides. RefSeq lists its product as uncharacterized. The record is from RefSeq and is a predicted model, not a curated record. The transcript is spliced from 4 exons. Gene Ontology annotation, biological process: cristae formation. Lineage: Eukaryota; Metazoa; Arthropoda; Insecta; Hymenoptera; Vespidae. Gene Ontology annotation, cellular component: mitochondrial crista junction; MICOS complex. Bases 271 to 663 code for a protein of 130 amino acids.
CUGCGAAUGAAAACUGGUGAGCAAUCAUAAUAAAUACAUUUUCCCCGCCUUUUUUUGAAUGCGUAUGUUUUCAUUACCAUCUACUACUGCGCGAAUCAAUAACAUUCUAAUCUCUUAUCGUGACAUAAGUCUAAUAUUUCAAAUUUAGGAGAAAUUGAAAAUCAUUCGAAUUAUUGGACUUUACGUAAUUCUGUUAUUUCUGGUAGGUGAAGAUUUCUUCUCAUCGACUCCUGAUAUAAAAAAGCAAAAAAGUAAUUUAUAAUAUAUAUUAUGGGUUUAGCGCGGUUAGUACACAUACGGAAGAUUGAAGAAAUAUUGCUGUCAUGGUUCACUAUUAAAGCCAGUCUUGUUGGUGGUAUUAUUUAUUAUUCUGUACAAGAAGGUCUUUGGUCCAAACAUAAUGAGAGUCUUAAGUUGUAUGAAAAAAUACAUAAAAAUGUUACUCCAUAUUUAAAGGGAAAUAUUCCUACAGAAAUUACCGAUGGUAUUCCACCGAUACCUAGUACUGCAGAUCUAAAAUAUUGGUUAUUAACAAAAUGGAAUGCAGGAGUGAUCACGAGUAUUAAAUUUGUAGCAGAUAGUCCUUCCCAUAUUACUAAGGCUUACGAGGCUGUUUCAAAAUUUACGCAGGAAAAAACAGAACAGCUGAUAAAGUCUGAAUAAAUAGUUUUCAUUUUAUUAGUCAUGUUAUGUACAUUUUAGAAAAAAAUGGUGUCGUUCAAUCACAGAAUAUAUAGAUUUACAUUUUUGUGUGAGAUGUUCAACGAAACGUUUUCUUUAGAUAUAUUUUUUAUGCAAUACCAGAAAAUAAAUUGAAAUGGAAUGAAAAUAGUAACAAUCAACUGAAUAUAAUAUAAUAAAUUAACUAUUUAUUUUA